AUGGGUUUAACUAUUUCAUCAUUAUUUUCAGGCCUUUUCAAAAGAAAAGAGAUGAGAAUCUUAAUGGUUGGGUUAGAUGCAGCCGGUAAGACCACCAUUUUAUAUAAAUUGAAGCUUGGUGAAAUCGUCACAACCAUCCCAACCAUUGGAUUCAACGUGGAAACCGUCGAGUACAAGAACAUCUCCUUCACGGUGUGGGAUGUCGGUGGACAAGAUAAGAUUCGUCCUUUAUGGAGAUACUAUUUCCAGAACACCCAGGGUAUCAUUUUCGUGGUUGAUUCGAACGAUAGAGACCGUAUAGUCGAGGCUAGAGAAGAGUUACAACAGAUGUUGAACGAGGACGAAUUGAGAGACGCAUUCUUAUUGGUGUUUGCCAACAAACAAGAUUUACCAAAUGCCAUGAAUGCAGCUGAAAUCACCGAAAAGUUGAACUUACAUUCGCUCCGUCAACGUCCAUGGUACAUCCAGUCCACCUGUGCCACCACCGGGGAUGGGUUGUACGAGGGUUUGGAAUGGUUAUCCAACAGCUUGAAGAAUGCCCCAUAA
Molecule: messenger RNA, 546 nt
Organism: Debaryomyces hansenii CBS767
Lineage: Eukaryota; Fungi; Ascomycota; Pichiomycetes; Serinales; Debaryomycetaceae
Gene: ARF2
Product: Arf family GTPase
Exons: 1
Coding region: 1-546 (181 amino acids)
Biological process (GO): intracellular protein transport; vesicle-mediated transport
Cellular component (GO): plasma membrane; cytoplasm
Molecular function (GO): GTP binding; GTPase activity
Source: RefSeq, a predicted model, not a curated record